GAGGGGCUGGCUACUGAGGAGACCCCACGGCCAUGGCUGCAGCCACUCGUGCCCGGGUCGCGCACUUGUUGAGGCAACUGCAGCGAGCAGCAUGCCAGUGCCCUACUCAUUCUCAUACUUACUCCCAAGCUCUUGGACUUGCACCUUCUGGGAAAACAACAGAUUAUGCCUUUGAGAUGGCCGUUUCAAAUAUUAGAUAUGGAGCAGGAGUUACAAAGGAAGUGGGAAUGGACCUACAAAAUAUGGGUGCUAAAAAUGUUUGUUUGAUGACAGACAAGAACCUCUCCCAGCUCCCUCCUGUACAAAUGGUUAUGGAUUCCCUAGUGAAGAAUGGCAUAAAUUUUAAGAUGUAUGAUAAUGUGAGAGUGGAACCAACUGAUAGAAGCUUCAUGGAAGCUAUUGAGUUUGCCAAAAAGGGAGUUUUUGAUGCCUACGUUGCUGUCGGUGGUGGCUCCACCAUGGACACCUGUAAAGCUGCUAAUCUGUAUGCAUCUAGCCCUCACUCUGAUUUCCUAGAUUAUGUCAAUGCCCCCAUUGGGAUGGGAAAGCCUGUGUCUGUGCCUCUUAAGCCUCUGAUUGCAGUCCCAACCACCUCAGGAACUGGGAGUGAAACUACAGGAGUUGCCAUCUUUGACUACGAACACUUGAAAGUAAAAACUGGCAUUGCUUCCAGAGCCAUCAAACCCACGCUGGGACUGAUUGAUCCUCUGCACACCCUGCACAUGCCUGACCGGGUGGUCGCCAACAGUGGCUUCGAUGUGCUUUGCCAUGCCCUGGAGUCCUACACUGCCCUUCCCUACCACAUGCGGAGCCCCUGCCCUUCAAAUCCCAUCACCCGGCCAGCAUACCAGGGCAGCAACCCAGUCAGUGACAUUUGGGCUGUCCAUGCACUACGGAUCGUCGCUAAGUAUCUGAAGAGGGCUGUCAGAAAUCCUGAUGAUCUUGAAGCAAGGUCUAAUAUGCACUUGGCAAGUGCUUUUGCUGGCAUUGGCUUUGGAAAUGCUGGUGUUCAUCUGUGCCAUGGAAUGUCCUACCCAAUUUCAGGCUUAGUGAAGACAUACAAAGCAAAAGAUUAUAAUGUGGAUCACCCACUGGUGCCUCAUGGCCUUUCUGUGGUACUCACCUCCCCAGCAGUGUUCACUUUCACAGCACAGAUGUCUCCUGAACGGCACCUGGAAACGGCAGAAAUAUUGGGAGCUGACACCCGCACUGCCAGGAUCCCAGACGCUGGGCCUAUUUUGGCAGACACGCUCCGGAAAUUCUUAUUCGAUCUGGAUGUUGAUGAUGGCCUGGCUGCCAUUGGUUACUCCAAGGCUGAUAUCCCUGCGUUAGUGAAAGGAACGCUGCCCCAGGAAAGGGUCACCAAGCUUGCACCACGCCCUCAAUCAGAAGAGGACCUGUCUGCUCUGUUUGAAGCUUCAAUGAAACUGUAUUAAUUUUCAUUCUCACUGAAAGAAUUACCACUGGCCAUCACAGUCCUGACAACAGAAGCCAAGCUAGCCAGAACUUUGUCUUUUUAUUUCCACACAUGACAUACCUGUUACCAAUCUGAAUGUGAUAAUAAGUUUAUCCUGCAGAAGAUUCCCUAAUGCUCAAAGUCAAACUACUUCUGUAAACAGUGGAAGAAUGCCCACUAUGUUGGACCUUGGGCUAGACAUCAGCAUUCAUGUUCCUGCCCCAAACCACACGGAUUUCAACUGCUCUAUUUAUAAAAUGGGCAAAAGCUCAGUAUCUAUCAAAAACAUAAAUGCACAUAUCCCGUGCCCAGUAAUCCCUAGUCUAGAAAUUGAGCCUAUAGAAAUAUGAGCACAAGUGUGUUAAGGAAGAUGGCAAGGAUGUUUCUGGCAGCACUCUAAUAAAAAAUCUGAAAGAACCUAAAUAUUCAUUAAUAGUAUACAGAUAAAUAAAUCAGAGUAUAUUAAGUAAUGGAAUAUUAUAGUGCUAUCAAUAAGAAUGAGAUAAACAUAUUGGAAAUAUGCCCAUGAUAUACUGCUAAGUUGGAAAAAAGCAGAACAAUUAAAUAUUUGCAUGGUCUGAUUUUUACUUUUUAAUUAUACAUAAGUAUUUGUCUAUAUAUAGGAAGAAGAAUGAUACACAUCAAAAUAACAAAAGUUAUCACUAGAGAAAUAGAAUUUGGGGUACAGAAAAUUAAGAGAAAAUAUUCACCCUAUACUUUAUACUUCCCCUUUUUAUUUUAUAAACAUCUGUAUUGUUUGGAUUUGUUAUAAGCACAUAUUUUCUCAUUUUAAAAGGACCAGAGAAAAGAGAGAAAUAUCAUUUUAUUGUUUUAGGUCAGAUUCAUCUUAAUUUAUGAAAAUACUAGUAACUAAUACUUAAAGAUUAAAGCAGAUCCAAAGAGGUAAAAUAUGAGAGACUGAUCCUGUGGUAAAUAAACAAAUUGUUCUUUGGAGAAAAACACUAACACCCUACAUGGUAAUUCCCUCUUUGGAAAAAUGUUUUUGGUGCUCAGAAUAAAUUAAUUCAAAAGCAA
Messenger RNA from Herpailurus yagouaroundi (jaguarundi), 2491 nucleotides. It is a transcript of the gene ADHFE1, whose product is annotated as alcohol dehydrogenase iron containing 1. Bases 33 to 1436 code for a protein of 467 amino acids. Gene Ontology annotation, cellular component: mitochondrion. The record is from RefSeq and is a predicted model, not a curated record. Gene Ontology annotation, molecular function: metal ion binding; alcohol dehydrogenase (NAD+) activity. NCBI's taxonomy places the organism in Eukaryota, Metazoa, Chordata, Mammalia, Carnivora, Felidae. The transcript is spliced from 14 exons.